This is a messenger RNA of Talpa occidentalis (Iberian mole), 1469 nucleotides long. Its product is annotated as MHC class I polypeptide-related sequence B-like. Gene Ontology annotation, cellular component: external side of plasma membrane. Gene Ontology annotation, molecular function: signaling receptor binding; peptide antigen binding. Gene Ontology annotation, biological process: immune response; positive regulation of T cell mediated cytotoxicity; antigen processing and presentation of endogenous peptide antigen via MHC class I via ER pathway, TAP-independent. Lineage: Eukaryota; Metazoa; Chordata; Mammalia; Eulipotyphla; Talpidae. The record is from RefSeq and is a predicted model, not a curated record. Bases 47 to 1177 code for a protein of 376 amino acids. The transcript has 6 exons.
GGGGGCGGCGGGUCUGGUCGCCGGCGCCUCCGGAGGCCAAUGCAGGAUGGGGCCGUGGCCAGUUCUGCUUCUGGCUGCCCUUGUCCCCGCCGCAGCCCUGGGCGCUGGACCCCACAGGCUUCAGUAUGAGCUCACAGAGACCCAGGAUGCAACACUGUACUCGCAAUUCGUUGCCAAGGAACACUUGGACGAUCAGCUCAUCCUGUGCUAUGACGGUGGGAACAGCAGGCCGGAGACCCCAGGCCUGCUGGCACGAGUCAUCCUGGGAGCUGAGCCGGGGGACACCGUGACCAGUGGCUUCGCAGAGGACAGGAGGGGCCUCUGGAGCAAGCUGGCAGAUAUCAGGGAAAAGCAGAGCCAGAGUGGAGGCUCCCGUUCCCUCCAGGAGGUUCGGGGCUGUGAGAUCCAUGACGACAACACCACCAGGGCCUUCAGGCGCUUCUACUAUAACGGGGAGCCCUUCCUCUUCUAUAAUGAGGCGACCCAUGAAUGGGAAGCACCCCAGUCCUCGGUUCUUCCCUUGGCUGUGGAAGUCAAGAACUCCUGGGACACAGAUAGGAUUGGAAGCCAGAAUUCCUGGGCCCUUGUGCGUGGUGACGUUUGUGGAAAACUGCAGAGAUAUCGGCAAACCUGGAAGGCCUUCACUAAGAGAACAGCUGUGAAUGCGACCUGCAGCCAGGCCUCGGAGGGUGUGGUCAAUGUGACCUGCUGGGCAUCCGGCUUCUCUCCCUGGAAUAUCUCACUGGUCUGGCUGCAGGACGAUGAGCCUCUGAGCCCAGAUGCCCAGCUGCCUGGGGGUGUCCCGUGUGAUGAGAACGGGACCUAUCGGGCCUGGGUGGCCCUAAGGCUUCCCAAAGGAGAGGAGCAGAGGGUCACCUGCUCUGUGGAACAUUACUGGAAUUGCACUGUGACCUGUGGAAACGUGCAGGUGCAUCAGCGUCCAUGGCCAGCUAUGUCUUGGGGUAUCACUGUCGCUGCCACUUUCACUGUCCUUGUCGCUGCUGUCCUUCUUUAUAACUUUCGGCUCAGGAAGACAUCAGCUGGGGAGCGUCCAGGGCCCUUUAGUGGGGAAGACCUGAGCCAAGUGGUGAGAACGGACCUUCACAGUGCCGGGGCUCAGGGCUCUCAGCGUCUUUUGUCAGCACCUGAGUCCAGGGACUCAACUGGGGGUGCUUAGGGUCUGACCCUCCGGCCUGGACUCGCUGCCUGCGCUCCUCUCACCAGCACUUUCUCUCGGUGCCUCCCUUUUCUCAUCUGAAAUUAGAUGACAGCAUUCUCUGUCUCUAUCUUUCCUCUCUACCUCCUGAGGAGUCCCACAACCAGCUUUUCUUUGUGCUCUGUCACUUUGUGUCUCUGUGCAGGUCAUGUAAUAUGUAUAUAUAUAGUGUGUAUAUAUGUAUAUAUAAUGUGUGUAUAUAUUAGGUACAUACCUAUAGAUUUCAAUUUUUAUAAUUUUAUAAAUCUUUAAA